CGUCGCUAAUUACACGCCCAAUCACGGGACACAAAAGGACACUUACGGUUUUAAUGAGCCCAAACACCCAACGACCCAGCACUAAUUGCCCAGCCGCACGCAACCCGAUCCUUUGCAUCCUGCCGCGGUGGCAGAAAGCGAACGCAGUACAAACGUACGCUUCCUGUCCACAGCAGCAUGGUUCUGAUGAGGCUGUUCUGUUUUCGACUGUCCGUGCGCCUCGGUUCAAUCAUUGUUGGAGGAUUUUGUAUAUUAGAAACAAUAGUAACGAUGAUAGCGCUGGCAGCAUUGGGUGGUGGUCAAUUUUUAGAGCAAGAAGCAUUGUACUAUGAGGAAAACAUGCACCUGUACAACCCGGACGAUGUGUUCGUCUGGUUGAUUGGGGUGUGCAAAAUGGAGGCCGCUAUGUUCUACACACUGAUUAUGAUCGGCAUGGCGCUGUACCUGCCCUGCUGCGGUACAAUGAUGGUGGGUGCAUAUUAUUUAUUUUUCCCUACUAUUGUGUCGUUACAGAUGAAACGCUACCUUCUAGUGCCGUUCAUAGUGGUGGAGCUGGGGAGACUGUCCUGCAUCACACUGACCCACGUGAUCGGAAUGAUGGUGAUUAAAAAAUCCAUUAACGUAGGCUACCUUAUAGCUCUCACCAUUGCCGGUGGAUUUGCUUUGUUACUGCUGUUCUACCUAUGGGCCUGUGUGGUGGCGUUGAUGCAGAUACUGAAAAUAGUCCGCUCGCCCGAGUACAUUGCCGUGUUCGGGGACAAUCCGUUAGCCCCGAUCGAUCCGGGCGAGACGACCCCGGCCGGUGCAUUUCCGACCGAUCAGACGACGGUCGAGUGGAACGGAAGUGGAUUUAAGCCGGUGCAGCGGAACACUAUCAGCAAGAACCUCGAGCGGUUGCCCCCGACGGCACUUACGGUGGGUCAGUUUAAUGGGCACAACAUGUUGAUCGAUGACUUUCGCCCCCUGCACAGUCGCUACUCGCGCAGUUGGGCUAUUUAGAAUGGAAGAAUGGAAAGAAAAUAUUAAAAUAAAAUUAUUUAGAAUAGAAAAACUGCCCGUCAAUAUUUCAAUAUGUUCAGUUUUUAACAGCUUUUCUUUGAAAUAGCUUUAAUGAAAUUAAUAAAAUAAUUUUCACAA
Messenger RNA from Anopheles merus, 1137 nucleotides. RefSeq lists its product as uncharacterized. Bases 178 to 999 code for a protein of 273 amino acids. Lineage: Eukaryota; Metazoa; Arthropoda; Insecta; Diptera; Culicidae. The transcript is spliced from 4 exons. The record is from RefSeq and is a predicted model, not a curated record.